Messenger RNA from Betta splendens (Siamese fighting fish), 5194 nucleotides. Its product is annotated as unconventional myosin-Vb. The coding region runs from base 113 to 5083 and encodes 1656 amino acids. The record is from RefSeq and is a predicted model, not a curated record. Gene Ontology annotation, biological process: actin filament organization; vesicle transport along actin filament. Gene Ontology annotation, molecular function: actin filament binding; microfilament motor activity; ATP binding. NCBI's taxonomy places the organism in Eukaryota, Metazoa, Chordata, Actinopteri, Anabantiformes, Osphronemidae. Gene Ontology annotation, cellular component: myosin complex; vesicle; cytoplasm. The transcript has 35 exons.
UGUAGAGAGGCCGUGCAGCUGAUGAGCACACGACACCGGCUGUUCCUGCAGAGGGACAUGCUGAGGUUUCCCCCGUUCGUGUCUGAAUGAAGGUCUGCUGACCUUCCUCCAAAUGGAUCAAAUGGCCACGCUGGAGCUUUACAGCAAGGGUGCGGCCGUGUGGAUUCCUGACCCAGAUGCUGUCUGGAUUUCAGCCCAACUCCUCCAGGAUUACAGUCCUGGGGGGAAACACCUCCUGCUGCAGCUUCCUAAUGGGAAGGAGGUUCGUUACCCGCUGGACUCCCCCUCUGAUCUCCCGCCUCUGGGGAACCCCGACAUCCUGGAAGGUGAAAACGAUCUGACGGCUCUCAGCUUCCUGCACGAGCCUGCUGUGCUCCACAACCUGCGGGUUCGAUUCCUGGACUACAGCAGCAUCUACACAUACUGUGGUAUUGUACUAGUGGCCAUCAAUCCCUAUGACCAGCUCCCUAUAUAUGGAGAAGAGGUGAUUGAUGCUUACAGCGGCCAGGACAUGGCCGACAUGGAGCCGCACAUCUUCUCUGUGGCAGAGGAAGGUUAUCGCACCAUGAUCAGGGAGGAGAAAAACCAGUCUAUCAUCAUCAGUGGAGAAUCUGGUUCUGGGAAAACGGUCUCGGCCAAAUUCACCAUGCGGUACUUCGCCGUGGUUGGAGGAGCAGCUCAGCAGACCAGCGUGGAGGAGCGGGUCCUGUCCUCCAACCCCAUCAUGGAGUCUAUUGGAAAUGCUAAAACCACUCGAAAUGACAACAGCAGUCGCUUCGGGAAGUACAUAGAGAUCGGUUUUGGUAGAAAGGGGGACAUCAUUGGUGCAAACAUGAGGACGUAUCUGCUGGAGAAGUCACGGGUGGUCUUCCAGGCUUCAUCCGAGAGGAACUACCACAUCUUCUACCAGCUGUGCGCCUCCAGACAGCUGCCUGAAAUGAGAUCCCUCAGCCUGGAUGCACCUGAGAAUUUCCGAUACACCAACCAGGGCGGAGAGAUGCAGAUGUCCGGGACUGAUGAUUUGGCCGACCUGGAGCGCACUCGCAAUGCUUUUACCGUUUUAGGUGUGCAGCCUGACCAGCAGAUGGAGCUGUUCAGGAUCCUGUCUGCUAUCCUGCACCUGGGUAACGUCCACAUCCAAGCCAGUGGGAGAAGUUCUGAGCGAAGUUAUAUUGAUGCAGACGACCACUCUCUGGCUGUCGUCUCCAAACUCCUGGGCGUGGAGAGACCGCAGAUGGCCCACUGGCUGUGCCACCGCAGGCUGGCUGUGGGUGGGGAGAUGCUGGUCAAGCCCAUGUCCGGUCCGCAGGCUGUGGAGGCCAGAGAUGCGCUGGCUAAACACAUAUAUGGUCAGCUGUUCGCGUGGACUGUUCAGAGACUCAACUCCGCCCUGCGCGCUCAGAGGGGACACGUCAAAUCCUUCAUCGGCGUGCUGGACAUUUAUGGGUUUGAGACCUUUGACCGGAACAGUUUUGAGCAGUUCUGCAUCAACUAUGCCAAUGAAAAGCUGCAGCAGCAGUUCAACAGGCACGUGUUCCACCUGGAGCAGGAGGAGUACGUCCGGGAGGAGCUGCCCUGGAGCAGGAUCGAGUUCAGCGACAACCAGCAGUGCAUCAGCCUCAUCGAGGGGCCGCUGGGCCUGUUGGACCUGCUGGACGAGGAGUGCAGGAUGCCCAGAGGUUCGGACCAAAGCUGGGUGCAGAAGCUCUACGGGCAGCACCUGAGCAGCAGACCCCACCCGCACUUCCAGAAGCCUCGCAUGUCCAACAGUGCCUUCAUCGUCGUGCAUUUUGCGGACAUGGUGACGUAUGAAUGUGGCGGCUUUUUGGACAAGAACCGAGACACGGUGUUUGAGGAGCUCAUCAACAUCCUCAAAGCGAGUCAGUCUGAACUGGUGGCCGAGUUGUUCCAGCAGCAGGAGAACGGGCCGACUGUGGCCAACGGAAGCGUCCGCUCUGGGAAAAGAUCCGCCAGAGAGCAUAAACUCACUGUGGGCUUCCAGUUCCGUCAGUCCCUACAGAUGCUGAUGGACACGCUGAACAGCACCACUCCUCACUACGUCCGCUGCAUCAAACCCAACGACUUCAAGCAGCCCUUUGUCUUUGACCCCCAUAGGACGGUGCAGCAGCUGAGAGCCUGUGGGGUGCUGGAGACCAUACGCAUCAGUGCUGCAGGUUAUCCAUCCAGGUGGACGUAUGAGGAGUUCUUCAGCAGAUACCGCGUUCUUCUCCGGGGGCCCCACAGUCCGGAGCGGGUCCAGGCCUUGUGCAAACAGAGCCUGCGCCAGCUCAUCCCAGACUCGGACCAGUACUGCUUCGGGAAAACCAAGGUGUUUUUCCGUGCGGGGCAGGUGGCGCUGCUGGAGCGGCUGAGGGCGGAGAGGCUGCGCGUGGCUGCGGUGCUCAUCCAGAGCCGGGUCAGGGGGUGGCUGGCCAGGAACCGGUACCGCCGGCUCCUCUGGGCGGCCGUCGCCCUCCAGCGCUACUGCAGAGGAGCGCUGGCCAGACGGCUGGCUCUGACGCUGCGCCGCACCAAGGCCGCCCUGCUCGUCCAGAAGACCUACCGCAUGCUGGCCACCAGACGCAUGUUCCUGGCGGUCCGCCGGGCCGCCGUCACCAUCCAGGCCUUCACCAGGGGCGCGCUGGCGCGGCGCCGGCACCGGCAGCUGGUGGCGGAGCGCGCCGCGGUGCUGCUCCAGGCCCGGGUGCGCGGGUGGCUGGCGCGGGCGGCCUACGGCAGGGUGCGCGGCGCCGUGGUGCUAAUGCAGUGCUGCGUGCGCCGCCGGGCCGCCCGGAGGGAGCUGCUGAAGCUCAAAACGGAGGCCCGCUCCGUGGAGAGGUUCCGGGAGCUCAACAAGGGCAUGGAGGUCAAACUGAUGCAGCUGCAGCUGAAGGCCGACCAGCAGGCCAGAGAGAGAGCGGCGCUGACGGAGACCCUGCAUGCGGAGCGAGAGGCCGCCGCCGCCGAGCUGGAGGCUCUGAGGGCGACAGUCCAGAAGCUGGAGAGUCAGAAACAGGAAGCGCAGCAGCACCGGCCAGUGGAUGAUAAGGAGGUGGAGGAAAGGAGGAGAGCGGAGGAGAAGGCGGCGCAGGAGAUCUGGCAGCUCACAGAGGAAGUGCAGGUGCUGCAGAGACAGAGGGACAGUUUAUCCAAAGAGACAGAGGAACUCUGUGAUCGCCUGCUCCAGCAAGAAAAGAACCAGGAAGAACUGGUGCGUCAGGCUGUGUCCCAGGCAAGUGCGGCUCUGAGGUCGGAGCUGGACGAGGAGAGGAGGAAGUAUCAGGGUCUCCUGAGGGAGUUCACUCGACUGGAGCAGAGAUACGACAACCUCCGAGAGAUGAGCCUGCUCACGGAGCGCUCCAAGGGCCACAGGAGGACGGACUCCUCUCAGAGCCAGAGCCACAGCCUGGAGCCGCCCUCGCCCACGCCGCAGUCGCCCCAGUCUCUCGGCCCGUUCUCCACGUCGCCCUUGCCUCCCGCCGACGACGUCCGCCGGAUCAGCGUGACCUCGGCCUCCGAGAGGAGGCUCUCUGUGUGGAGCACGGAAACGCCAAUGGAGCAGCUGAUGGAGGGGCUGGAUGUGGCCAGAGAGCCUGCCAUAAAAAUGUCGGGGGAGGACCUGGCUCACGCCUACGAUGCCGUACGAGUGGCCAACAAGUUUCUGGAGAACCAGCUGCGUGACCUGCGCAGCCACUGGGAGCAGGAGCUGGAGGCUCUGAGGCGUCAGCUCACCGCGGCGACGUCCGGUUCCUCCUCUCAACAGCAACAGGAGCUUCUGGAGGCCAGAGAGCGAGAGUGCGUGAAGCUGAGGAGAGAAGUAAAGGAGCUCCGGGGCACAGUCUCACUCCGACGGCUCCUCGCACAAGUGCUGCCCUCAGCGUCGCCCGCCGAGACCAACUCCUGUCUGUUCCAACCAAAACCCACUACAGUUGCUGGUUUGCUGGAAUGUAGGAAAAAGGAUGAACCCAAGCUCAUCAAGAACCUCAUCACGGACAUCCGCGCUGACAGCGCGCUGUCGCUGCCUCCCGGUCUGCCCGCCGGUGUGAUGUUCCUGUGUGUGCGCCAGGCCGACUGCAGCGGCGACCACACCCGCGCCCGCUCGCUGUGCAGCGCCGCCGUCACUGCUAUGAAGGCAGCUUUGAAGAAGUCCAGUAAUGAUGCCGGGAUGACCGCUCUGUGGCUGAAGAAUGCCUGCCUCCUGCAUGACUUUUUGACCCAGCACUCCUCAAAAUCUACCCUCGAGUCGGAUGACUUCAUUCCCCUGACGGCGGAUGUGAGCGACUUAAUUCGGGCUCUGAGUGACCUCUGCAUCCAGGCCUAUCAGCAGCUCCUCUCCAUCACUGAGACGCGCCUGCAAAACAUCAUAGUCCCUGCCCUGCUGGAGUCGGAGAACAUCCCCGGUCUGGCUGGCACCCCGGUCAAGCUGGGCAUGUCCAGGAAGAGGGCGGGCUCGGACCCCAGGCCUGCGGGAGGCGACGCUCCCACCAUGGCGUCUCUGCUGAGGGAGCUGGGAGCCCUUCACGCCGCCCUCACCCAUCAGGCCCUGGCCCUCGCGGUCAUGGAGCAGGCCUUCCACCAGCUCACCUACCUCAUCGCUGCCUCUGCUCUGAACAGCCUGCUGCUGAGGAAGGACAUGUGCAGCUGGAGUCGGGGCAUGCAGAUACGCUACAACGUGAACAUCCUGGAGGAGUGGCUGCGAAGCCGGGGUUUGCAGGCCGGAGGUGCAGUGGCCACACUGGAGCCGCUCAUCCAGGCCGUGCAGCUGCUUCAGGCCGGGAAGAAGACUGAAGCCGACGCACAGGCCCUCGUUCAGACGUGCCACCUGCUGUCCAGCCAGCAGAUCGUAAAGAUUCUGACGCUCUACACGCCCCACAGCGACCUGGAUGAGAGGGUCACGCUGAGCUUCAUUCGUACCGUCCAGGGGCUUCUAAAACUCCGCUCUGACGGGCCGCCUCCACAGAUCCUAAUGGAUGUGAGGAGAGUGUUUCCUGUCACGUUCCCCUAUUUGCCUCCCGCCGGCCUCCAUGCUGAGCAGUUAGUCAUCCCAGACUCCCUCAAAAUCUCCUUCCUUCGCAAAGCCUAGAACUCAGCAAGUGUGUGCUGUCCAGCUGGCCUCUUUAAAGCAAAUAGACCAAUAUCUUAGCAACCACACUGCUGGAUUUAAUCAUUUGGAAAUAAAAGAAAUCACCCAUGA